GAUUCGGUUACUUUUCGAUAUCAAUACAUCAGAACAACAGGCAGAACCGAUUUCACUUAGUGGUGACGAAGAAGAGGACGAUGAAAUAGAUCCUGGUAAAGGUGCAUUAGGAUUCGAAUCAAUAAUCGCCGAUGGUGUUUUUCUUAUAAACUUUGUAUCAUAUUAUCAAGAUGCUAAAUUAGCUGGUGAUUGGACAGCUGAGGCCGAUUGGAAGAGAAGAGGGUAUUAUCCUGGCCCGUCGUUUGAAACUUUAGAUAAU
Messenger RNA from Racocetra persica, 259 nucleotides. Lineage: Eukaryota; Fungi; Glomeromycota; Glomeromycetes; Diversisporales; Gigasporaceae. The record is from the annotation of a GenBank genome assembly.